AAUGACUUCGAAUCAAUAGAUCAAACUUUUCAAGAACUGCGCUAUGACCGAAGAACUCAACCUGCAGAAUACUGGUGUCGCAACAGCAUUUUAAACUAUUUGGAUUUAUUUAUUGAAAGCGAUAAUUUUACUCCUUUUGUCACUCAGCAGGAUCUUCUAAAUGAUACAAGGCUUUUUCAAAGCGUAGCGUACCGAACCAUACUUCUCUAUAGUGGCUGUCAAAGUAGUGCCUCCAAUAGCAAUAAAAAUUCACAACGAGAGCUUGGUACCAACCAACAAUUAGUACGUCAAGCCAACGGAGAUUGUUCCGGUCUCACCUUCAAGCCCCUUUCUUCGGAGUUAGGUUAUGUAGAGAUAGGUUUGGUUAACCAUGGAGCAAAUGGGACAAAAGAAUUGCAAGAAUCGAAGUUGAAAAGUUCCAAAAUGAUGCGAAGCUUUUGCAAGCAAAUGAUUGACCAAUACAAGAUAAAAUCGAACAAAAUCAAAAUUGUGUCAUUUAUUAUCAAUGGUUCUUUUAUCAGAGCUCAAGUUAUGGCAUUUACCAAAGGUUCCGUUGGUAUUUUGUUUUCCUCUCCUCGCUUGAAGAUGCCCGAAAAUAUUAGUCAAGUACCAGCUCUCCUUCCUCCAAUCUUGGCUUUGGUCUAUAACUGUACUUCAAUAAUCAAAGAAACGGCACAAUUAUUGAAGGAUGAAAGUACGCACGUAAACUUAAAUCCUUUCAAAAACAGCGACUAUUUCUUCCCGGACAGCUUUUUACCUGAGUCAAAAGACUCAUAA
Messenger RNA from Mucor mucedo, 777 nucleotides. RefSeq lists its product as uncharacterized. NCBI's taxonomy places the organism in Eukaryota, Fungi, Mucoromycota, Mucoromycetes, Mucorales, Mucoraceae. The record is from RefSeq and is a predicted model, not a curated record. The transcript has 3 exons. The annotation marks the transcript as partial.